Nothobranchius furzeri (turquoise killifish) is the source of this 5568-nucleotide messenger RNA. It is a transcript of the gene eif2ak4, whose product is annotated as eukaryotic translation initiation factor 2 alpha kinase 4. Gene Ontology annotation, molecular function: ATP binding; eukaryotic translation initiation factor 2alpha kinase activity; protein binding. Gene Ontology annotation, cellular component: cytosol; nucleus; cytoplasm. The record is from RefSeq and is a predicted model, not a curated record. Gene Ontology annotation, biological process: regulation of translational initiation by eIF2 alpha phosphorylation; negative regulation of cytoplasmic translational initiation in response to stress; DNA damage checkpoint signaling. NCBI's taxonomy places the organism in Eukaryota, Metazoa, Chordata, Actinopteri, Cyprinodontiformes, Nothobranchiidae.
UCUGAGGUUGCGUCAGACCGCAGCAAAGCGGUGUACCGAACUUAUUCCUCUUUCUUUUGGACGGAAAUGAGACGGGACAGGGGACACUGCCAUGUAGUUGAGACAGAAGAAUGAGCAGUCAGCAUACACCUUCGGAUGGGACAGACGACUACACAGUGCAGCAGGAAAAUGAACUAGAAGCUCUCGCGUCGAUCUUUGGAGAUGAUUUCCAGGAUCUGCGAAACAAGGAUUCCUGGAAGGUUAAAAGGCCUCCGGAAGUGCACCUCUGCCUGCGGCCAAACGGGCUGAAUAAUGGGCAGGAAUGCCACGUGACUGUGGAGCUGCUGGUGAAAUGCCCUCCCACCUACCCAGACGUGCCUCCAGAGCUGGAACUGAAGAACGCACAAGGUCUGUCAAACGAAAACCUCCAGAACCUCCAGAGUGAGCUGACCAAUCUAGCUACGGAGAGAUGCGGGGAGGUGAUGAUUUAUGAGCUCGCCGACCACAUCCAGGGCUUCCUGAGUGAGCACAACAAGCCUCCACCACGGUCUUUCCAUGAGGAGAUGCUGAAGAACCAGAAGAGGCAGCAGGAGAAAAGAGCUCUGGAGGAGCAGCAGCGGAUGGACCAGCAGCGCAAGCAGGAGGAGGAGAUGGAGAAAGAAAUCAUGGCUGUAAUUCAAAAGAGAGAAGAAGAUAAACGAGAGGAAAAGAAAAGGAAGGAGAUGGCCAAACUGGAGCGACUUGAGAGUGUGGAGCCGGUCUCUGCAGGGAGUCCACCCAGCUCAGGUGGAGUCACUCCUGAGCUGAUGGAGGCCAAGAAGGCCGCUGGCAGCCGGCGUCGUACGACCUCCAACACGCGACACAGACGCGACACGGUUAACGAAGACUCCCCUCGACCGCAGGAGCUUCUUCACUUCACCAGCAGCACUUUUGGAGAACUGGUCGUCCAUAAGGGGAAAAGUUUAGGGGAAAGCGAGCGACUCGGCCGCCAUGUUUAUUGUGGGUUUGAGGCAAACUCUGGAGAGUUUUCUGUUAUCUACGAGUGGUCGCUACGCUGGAACAAGAACAUGGGCAAGUUCUUCACCAGCCAGGAGAAAGGAAAGAUCGAGAACUGUAAAAAGCAGAUCCAUGCUGCGGAGAAUGAGUUCCACUCCCUCCUCCGGCUGGAUCACCCCAACCUGGUGCACUACUUGGCGCUGAGCUCCACGGAGAAGGAGGACAGCCUGGUGGUGGACAUGCUGGUGGAACAUGUGGCUGGGAUCAACUUGAACCAAAGCCUGGUCAACCAGAGCCCGGUGCCUCUGGAGAAGCUCUGCCAUUACGCAUCCCAGCUGCUCUUGGCACUCCACUACCUUCACUCCAACUCUGUGGUCCACAAGCAGCUGGGGGCCUCUAGUGUUCUGCUCGACUCCGAGGGCAACGUCAGACUGACCGACUACAGUCUGUCCAAAAGAUUUGCCGACAUCUGCAAAGAAGACAUCUUUGAGCAAGCCCAUGUGCGUUUUUCCGAGGACACGGCGAUGCCGACAAAGACCGGGAAGAAGGGGGACGUGUGGAGCCUGGGUCUGAUGCUGCUGGCUCUGAGUCAGGGGAAGGAGGUGAAGGAGUAUCCGGUGAUGGUGCCCAACAGCCUUCCUGCUGACUUUCAGGAUUUCCUGAACAAGUGUGUGUGCCUCAAUGAUGCAGAGCGCUGGACGACUCAACAGCUUCAGGACCACCCUUUUCUCAAGCCCCCUUCACCCAAAAUCCUACCUCAGUACCAGGAUACCAGUCGAGAGGAUCUAGCGGUGGAUUUUGCAUCAUCAGUCACCCCCCGCGGCCCCAUCCUCAACGCUCCGUUCAUCUCAGGGAUGCAGAGGCAGUUUUCUAGAUACUUUGAUGAGUUUGAGGAACUUCAGCUUCUGGGAAAAGGAGCCUUCGGUGCUGUAAUCAAGGUUCAAAACAAACUAGACGGUUGUUAUUAUGCGGUAAAGCGCAUCCAGGUCAACCCAGCCAGUAAGCAGUUCAGGCGGAUCAAAGGCGAGGUGACGCUGCUGUCACGCCUGAACCAUGAGAACAUCGUUCGCUAUUACAAUGCGUGGAUCGAGCGGCACGAGACGCCCUCCCUCGGGGUUCUGAGCAACACCGACAGCUCUGAACCUCCGAGUGGCGUCGGCAAAGUCCUGCAGUUUGGAGAUUCGCCGCAGCCCCUAAAUGAGCUCGGUCUCCCUGACAACGUAGAGGAUGUGGCCCCGCCUCCAGCUCUGUCCAGCUCAGUGGAGUGGUCCACCUCCAUCGAGAAGUCGUCCAGCGCCAAAUGCAGCGGGCACCACUCGAGUGAUGAGGAGGAUGAUGAGGAAGAUGUCUUUGGUGCCUCAUUUUUACCUUCUGAUAGCGAUUCGUCGAGCGACAUCAUCUUUGAUAACGGCGAUGAGAGUGUAGACGGGAUGUCACAGGGUGAGCCGAGCAAACGGCAAGGGGCUGACACGACGGAGAGCUCAGACUCCGAGCGACAUCUCUCUAUAGCCCAUUACCUGUACAUCCAGAUGGAAUAUUGUGAAAAAAGCACUUUAAGGGACACGAUCGAUCAAAGCCUGUACCUGGACCGGAACCGGUUAUGGAGACUGUUCAGGGAGAUCCUCGAUGGCCUCGCUUACAUCCACGAACAGGGCAUGAUACACCGGGACCUAAAGCCUGUCAACAUCUUCCUGGACUCACAAGACCACGUGAAAAUCGGAGACUUCGGCUUGGCUACAGACCAUCCUGCUAACGUGGCUGCAGGUAAAUUUGAGCUGGAGGAGAUUGGAUCUGCAGCGAUGCCCAAACUAGACUCAGCAGGUAAUAUGACAGGAAUGGUUGGCACAGCUCUGUACGUCAGCCCGGAGGUUCAGGGAAACACCAAAGCUACUUAUAACCAAAAAGUUGAUCUGUUUAGCCUGGGCAUUAUUCUCUUUGAGAUGUCCUACCGGCCGUUUACCACAGGAGCAGAGCGGAUCUCCGUCCUGAGCCAGCUGCGAACAGAACCGGUUUCAUUCCCGGAUGACUUUCUCGCAUACCAGCAAGGAACGCAGAAGAAAGUCGUAGAGUGGUUGCUGAAACACGACCCCGCCCUUCGGCCCACCGCCCAGGAGUUGCUGAAGAGCGAACUCCUCCCGCCGCCUCAGAUGGAGGAGUCGGAGCUGCACGAAGUGCUGCAACACACCAUGGCUAACGUCAACGGCAAGGCAUACCGCACUAUGGUGGGCCAGCUGUUUGCUCAGAACUUGUCACCAGUCAUGGAUUACACGUAUGACAUAGACCUGUAUAAGGGCAGCUUCAGCUUCAGCAGCGCCAAAUUGCAGCAGCAUGUGUAUGAAGCCAUCACCAGGAUCUUUAAGAAGCACGGUGCCGUACGCCUUCAUACCCCGUUGCUGCUCCCCAGAAACAGGAAGUUGUAUGAUGGGUGUGAGCUGGCCUGCUUCAUGGACCACAGUGGAAUGCUGGUCACUUUGCCCUUUGACCUUCGGAUGGCGUUUGCAAGAUUUGUCGCCCGCAAUAACAUCACCCAGCUGAAGAGAUACUGUAUCGAGCGUGUGUUCCGUCCCAGAAAGCUGGACCGUGCACACCCCAGGGAGCUGCUGGAAUGCGCCUUUGACAUCAUCACGCCCGUCACCAACAGCCUACUGCCCGACGCCGAGACCAUCUACACCAUCUCUGAAAUCAUCCAGGAGUUUCCUGCUCUUCAGGAGAGGAACUACAACAUCUACCUGAACCACACCAGCUUGUUGAAGGCCAUCCUGCUCCACAGCGGCACACCCGAGGACAAGCUGAGCCAGGCCUCCAACAUACUCUGCGACGCCGUGAAUGACAAGCUGUCCCUUGAUGAAGUGAAAACAAAGUUUUGUAAUCUUUCCCUUUCAACUAUCAACGUACUCACUUUGUACAAGUACAUCGAGAACGGGAAGGGGAACCUGCAGGAACUGGCUCCCCUGCUGACGUCACUCACCAAACAGAAGACCGCCGUCACCCAGCUGGCCAAGCAGGGCGUCAAGGACCUGGAGGAGCUGAGCGCGCUCCUGCGCAGGCUGGGUGUUAAACUCAGGGUGGUGGUGAAUUUGGGUUUGGUCUACAAGGUGCAGCACCACUCCGGAGUCAUCUUCCAGUUUGUGGCUUUUAUUAAGAAACGGAAGCGAACAGUACCUGACAUAGUGGCUGCUGGGGGGCGCUAUGAUCACCUGAUCCUGGAGUUUCGAGGGCCAGCUUCUACUGUUCCUGUUCCCAACGCAGUGGGGGUCAGCGUCGCUCUGGACAAAAUCUGUGCAGCUAUAGCCAGCAUGGAGGAGCCACUGACGGUGAGCUCCUGCGAUGUGCUGGUGGUCCCAGUAGGACAUUCGUCGUUGUCCAAAGCCAUCAGCGUUGUCCAGAAGCUGUGGAGCACCGGCGUCUCUGCAGACAUCGCUUAUGACGUCUCACAGUCUCAAGAGACGUUGGUGGAGCACUGCAGGUUGGCGGGAAUCACGUGUCUGGCUCUUGUCUCGGACAAAGAAGGAAACUAUGUGAAGGUGAAGUCCUUUGAAAAGGACAGACAGUCUGAGAAACGAAUCCCAGAGUCGGACUUGGUGGACCACAUCAUUCAGAAAUGUCGGACCAGAUUCUUUGACGAGAGAAACAUCAGAGAAAUUUCUGAGAACAUGACCCUCCAGAAUCCUAAAGGAUCGCAGGUCAACAACACAGGCUCUUUGGAGCAGCACGGCAGUAGCGGCACGACCAACAUGAAUGUGUACGUCAUCGGCCCCGACAAAGUUUCUGCGAGCACAAGAAGACGCUACGAGACUCAGAUUCAAACCAGAUUACAGAAUCUUGGUAGCAAUUUGCAGAAUAAGAGCAAUGACAUCGAGGUUCUUGCAGUGGACCUGUCGAAGGAAACUCUGAUCAACUUCCUGUCUCUUGAGUUUGAAAGUGAAGAACAGUUUAACAGCAGCGUCAAGACUCUGCUGUCUCGUUUGCCGAAGCAACGCUACCUGAAGUCCAUCUGUGAUGAGAUCCACCACUUCAAGAUUACUAAAAGGGUGGCUGUGGUGGUCCUGUACAGCUACAGGGACGACUACUACAAGAUCCUGCUGUGAGAGGAGGAGGACAGGAUCUCACUUUGCCAGAGGCUCUGCAGAUUCUCAGACUUUCCCUCCAGAUUCAGACCUUUUUCAUUUAGAAGAUCCCAAAGACACAAGUGACUUUGUUCUGUUACGAUGAACAAUAAUCCAGCUGAGCCAAACUCUGCCUUUUCCCCCAAAACCUUUUGAUGUUUUCUGGUGCUUACAAAAGGUUUAGUGAACUUUAUUGUCUUAAUAGAAUCGGACUAAUUUACAAGAGUACUUCAGCUAAAGAUUGCAUCAUGAGAAGAAGACAAAAGGGAGAAAUUGUUUCAUUCCCCACAUGCUGUGACUUGCUGUGUGUGUGUGUGUUUAUGUGUGCACAAGUGGUUUUGGAGUGUAAACCAUUUCAUCCUCAGUAUGUUCACAAUAAACAAGCUUAAUAUCAUGUUUUACCACACAAGCUGUUGCAGUAUUUAACAGCUGGGCAGCCUUAAAGAUUUUUCUAUAUUUCUGUGUAAAUAAAAAAAAAUCCAGUUUU